Lycium ferocissimum is the source of this 3198-nucleotide messenger RNA. RefSeq names its product auxin response factor 18-like. The coding region runs from base 867 to 2954 and encodes 695 amino acids. Gene Ontology annotation, cellular component: nucleus. Gene Ontology annotation, molecular function: protein binding; DNA binding. Lineage: Eukaryota; Viridiplantae; Streptophyta; Magnoliopsida; Solanales; Solanaceae. The record is from RefSeq and is a predicted model, not a curated record. The transcript has 4 exons. Gene Ontology annotation, biological process: regulation of DNA-templated transcription; response to hormone.
UUAUUAUUAUUUUUUUUUUGGACAUUUUAAUUGAACUUGGUGAGAUUUACUAGUUUAUGUAUUUAUUCUCCUUUUUUGAACCUUUUACUAGGAUUUGUUGUAAGAAAUUUACCUGUUUCUGUUUUUUAUUUCCUUUUUUUGGGCAUUUUAAUUGAACUGGUUGAGACUUGCUGGUUUUUGUAUUUAUUUUCUCUUUUUUUGACCUUUUACUAGUAUUUGUUGUUAGGAAUUUACCUGUUUCUGUAUUUAUUUCCUUGUUUUGGACCUUUUAAUUGAACUUGUUGAGAUUUGCUGGUUUUUUGGACCUGCUAUUUGACUUUGUUGUUGAAAUUCACUGUUUUUUUUUCUCUUUUUCUGUACCUUUUACUUGAAUAUGUUGUUGAAAUUUAUUGGUUUUUGUACUUUUUACUUGAAUUUAUUACUGAAAUUUGUUUAUUUGUGGUACACAGUAUUUAAUCUUUUUUUGACCUUUUUCUAGGAUUUGUUUCUAGAAAUUUACCUGUUUCUGUAUUUAUUCCCUCUUUUUUUGACCUUUUAAUUGAACUGGUUGAGCCUGGCUGGUUUCUGUAUUAGUUUUCUCUGUUUUGGACCUGCUAAUUGAAAUUGUUGUUGAAAUUUACUGAUUUCUGUAAAUAAAAAAAUAAAAAAAAGAGUCUCCUUUCUGUACCUUUUACUUGAAUAUGUUAUCCAAAUUUAUUAGUUUCUGUACGUUUUUUCUCAUUUUUGUACCUUUUACUUGAAUUUAUUACUGAAGUUUAUUUAUUUGUGGUACGCAGCAUUUAAGCUUUUCUGAAAUUGCUGUCCUUUAAUUGUUUUCAACUAAAGCAUCACAAAGGAGAAGGGAAAAGAAGUGUUGGAUAGGCGAAAUGAAGGAGGUUUUGGAGAAAUGUGUGGAUUCGCAGCUAUGGCACGCCUGUGCCGGAGGAAUGGUGCAAAUCCCUCUGGUCAACUCGAAAGUCUACUAUUUUCCGCAAGGGCAUGCUGAGCAUACUCUUACAAACGUGGAUUUCUCGGCUUUACCGAGAAGCCCUGCGUUGUUUCUAUGUAGGGUAGCUGCUGUGAAGUUCUUAGCGGAUCCUGAAACGGACGAGGUUUAUGCUAGGAUUAGGCUUGUCCCAGUUGGGAACAAGGGGAAUGACCUUGAUGAUGACGACAUUUUGGGUAGUAAUGAGUCAGGAACAACUGAAAAGCCCAAUUCGUUUGCCAAGACAUUGACUCAAUCGGAUGCGAAUAAUGGGGGUGGAUUCUCUGUGCCAAGGUACUGCGCAGAGACGAUAUUUCCUAGGUUGGAUUACACAGCUGACCCGCCUGUGCAGACUGUGAUAGCCAAAGAUGUUCAUGGUGAAACUUGGAAGUUUAGGCACAUUUAUAGGGGGACUCCUAGGAGGCAUUUGUUAACAACUGGUUGGAGUACUUUUGUGAAUCAGAAGAAGCUUGUUGCUGGAGAUUCCAUUGUGUUUUUGAGGGCAGAAAAUGGUGACCUUUGUGUGGGAAUCCGUAGAGCAAAACGGGGCGGUAUUGGUGGGCCUGAAACCCCAACUGGAUGGAACUCUGGCGCUGGAAACUAUGGUGGAUUUUCUGCAUUUUUGAGGGAAGACAUGAACAAGAAUGGAAAUCUGAUUUCUUCUGUGGGGAGCUUCAGGGGAAAGGGAAGGGUGAGGCCUGAAUCAGUUGUUGAAGCUGCAUAUCUUGCUGCUGGUGGGCAGCCUUUUGACGUUGUUUAUUAUCCCCGUGCAAACACUCCAGAAUUCUGUGUUAGGGCAUCUUCUGUGAAUACUGCACUGAGGAUUCAAUGGUGCUCAGGGAUGAGGUUCAAAAUGGCUUUUGAAACGGAGGAUUCUUCUCGAAUCAGUUGGUUCAUGGGAACUAUAUCCUCCAUUCAGGUUGCUGAUCCCGUCCGCUGGCCCAAUUCGCCAUGGCGGCUUCUUCAGGUGACAUGGGAUGAACCUGAUUUACUGCAAAACGUAAAACAUGUCAGCCCUUGGCUUGUCGAAUCGGUCUCAAAUAUGCCAGUUAUUCACCUCUCACCCUUCUCACCACCAAGAAAAAAGCUGCGCCUUCCACCAGAUUUCUCGCUUGACAGCCAAUUUCAGUUACCAUCUUUUUCAGGUAACCCCCUCAGGUCCAGCAGUCCUUUCUGUUGUCUAUCUGACAACAUUACUGCAGGCAUACAGGGAGCCAGGCAUGCUCAAUUUGGAGUACCUUUAUUGGAUCUUCAUCUUAGCAACAAAGUACAGUCAGGACUGUUACCACCAAGUUUCCAGCGAGUUGCAGCUGACUUACAACUUCCUAAUGGCAUUAGUAAGUGCCAAAAUGACAGAAAUGAUAACAUCUCUUGCUUGCUUACCAUGGGUACUCCAAAUAAGAUAUUGGAGAAAACUGAUAGUGUGAACACACCUCGGUUCUUACUCUUUGGUCAGCCAAUUCUGACUGAGCAGCAAAUCUCUAAUGGCUGUUCUGUCAAUGCUCCAGUAGUCCAAAUAGGAAAGGACUUGGGCAGGAUACAACUGAAAAAUGAAAGAUUUUCUCCUGAGCAGAAAGGCGUUCAAGACUAUCUAUCAAAUUCCACAUUUUUCUGGAAUCGAGGUUAUCAUGCAGCUGAACUUGGUGUCGAUAUUGGUCACUGCAAAGUAUUCCUCGAGUCAGAGGAUGUUGGCCGUACACUUGAUCUGUCAGUUCUGGGAUCCUACGAAGAACUGUACAGAAGACUCGCAAGCAUGUUUGGACUAGAAAGAUCAGAUAUGCUGACCCGUGUGCUCUAUCAUGAUGCAACAGGUGUUGUUAAACACACUGGAGAUGAACCAUUCAGCGACUUUGUUAAGAGUGCAAGAAGACUGACCAUUCUGAUGAACUCAAGCAGCGGUAUUAAAAGGAAAUGGUUCACUGGUCUCGCAACUGCUGAGCGUGGUCUAGAUUCUUCAAACCAGGCAGGACCUCUUAGCAUCUUUGCAUAGAGUCGUCGGGAUUUGAUAGCCUGUGUGUAUAAGUACCUUUGUUUUGUAUUUGUUUCUUCAUAGUAGUGCUGAGGACAAUAUCAGUGGAACAUUGUGUUAGUUUCUGUAUGGAUAUUUUGAGUUGCUCUUCGUGUUCAAUGUGCUUUCUGUAAGAUUGACAGUUUGCGACAUCUUGCUAGCCGUGGUACUUUCGUAAUUUGUUGGUGUUAUUAAUCUGAAAGACAUGAAUAUGUGAGCUGCUGCA